This is a messenger RNA of Zophobas morio, 1093 nucleotides long. RefSeq names its product purine nucleoside phosphorylase-like. Gene Ontology annotation, cellular component: cytoplasm. Gene Ontology annotation, biological process: nucleoside metabolic process. The record is from RefSeq and is a predicted model, not a curated record. NCBI's taxonomy places the organism in Eukaryota, Metazoa, Arthropoda, Insecta, Coleoptera, Tenebrionidae. The transcript has 3 exons. The coding region runs from base 141 to 1031 and encodes 296 amino acids. Gene Ontology annotation, molecular function: purine-nucleoside phosphorylase activity.
UGUUUUGAUAGUAAACACGUUCUACCGAUCUGUGUACAUUAAACACCCGUUUGAUAAGAUAAUCGAAAGUACACCACAAAACACUUGUCAGAUUUAAAGAUAUUAUUCCCUCUCAGACCCCGUCCAACAACGAAAGCAAAAUGUGUGACAAUAACUCUUGCGUGGGUUGCAAAAAUCCCUAUACCUACGAAGACGUAGAAAAAAUCGCCAACUUCCUGAGGUCAAAAGUGGACAUUAAACCCCGCAUAGGUCUAGUUUGUGGAACCGGUUUAGGUGGCAUUCCUGCACUGAUGACCGACACUGUAACUUUCCCUUACGGAGAAAUCCCCAAUUUCCCCGUCAGCACAGUUGCCGGCCAUGACGGCAAACUCAUCAUUGGCUACCUCUCAGGAACCCCGAUCGUGUGCAUGCAAGGACGCUUCCACUUCUUCGAAGGCUACCCCCUCUGGAAGGUCGUUCUCCCAAUCCGCGUCAUGAAGAUCCUCGGAAUUUCGAUCUUAGUGCUCUCCAACGCAGCUGGAGGGAUCAACAGUUCCUACUCCAUCGGGGACAUAAUGUUCCUCAAGGACCACAUCAAUUUCGUGGCUCUUGGAGGCCACAACCCUCUCCAAGGGGACAACGAGGAAAAAUUCGGUCCCAGGUUUGUGGCCAUCAAUGAUUCGUACGACCGGGAGAUUCUCAAGCUAGCCAAGAACACGGCGAAGGAGUUGGGGAUGAAGGGGGUGCAAGAAGGGGUGUAUUGUUGUAUCGGGGGGCCGAGUUUUGAGACUGUGGCGGAAUUGAGGGCUUUGAAGAUGUUAGGGGGCGAUGCAGUCGGGAUGUCCACGGUCCACGAAGUGAUAACGGCGAUGCACUGCGGGAUUAAAUGUUUCGCGUUUAGUUUGAUCACGAAUAAGUGUCCCAUGGAGUACGACGGGAAGAACACGCCGAACCAUGAGGAGAUUCUGGAUGUGGGGAAGGAGAGGCAGGAUGAUGUGAGGAAGUUUGUGGAGAGGUUGUUUAAGAAUUUGGCGCAGUUUAAAGUGAAAUAGAAUUUUGGUAACAUUUUUUAUAUAUUUCAAUAAAAUAUCACAUACCUAUGAUUACAAUAACA